AUGGCUCCCUCCUGCGGCCUGAUAAUCGCAAGCUCUGGAGAGCCGGUUCCUCUAAAGGGGAUCUCGGUGGACGUCCAGGUGAAAGGCUUCGUGGCCGACGUAUCUGCUACUCUGAAGUAUAAGAACUUGGAGGAGAAUGCGGUGGAAGCCGUCUUCGUGUUCCCCAUGGAUGACGACUCUGCCGUCUACAGCUUUGAGGCGACGGUGGAAGGGAAGAAGAUUGUGGCAGAAAUCCAGGAGAAGGAGCAGGCUCAUAAAACCUACGAUGAAGCCGUCAGCCAGGGCCAGCAGGCCUUCCUACUGGAGGAGGACGAGAGCUCCGGGGACAUCUUCAGCUGCAGCGUGGGGAACCUGCUCCCGGGGCAGGAGGCGGAGGUGACUCUGUGCUUUGUGCGGGAGCUGCCGGUGGAGGCGGAUGGAGCGGUGCGUUUUGUGCUGCCGGCCGUGCUCAACCCCAGAUACACUCCAGAAGACCACGAGAUGAAUGUUACAGCCAAACGCCCAUAUGUGCCCGUCGAUCAGAUCCAGUACACCCUGAGCUUGGAUGCCAGCUUCCAGUCCCCGCAUGGAAUCUCCAGGAUUGAGUCAAACUGUGACAUCACACCAGUCCAGUACACCGAUAACGGCAAAACCAGAGCCGAGGUGUCCCUGACUGAGGGACACAAGUUUGAUCGAGAUGUGGAGCUUCUUGCCUAUUAUACGGAGGCGAACAAACCUAGCGUCACUGUGGAGGCGGGGCUUGUGAAUGCUGAAGCAGGUUCCCUCUUGGCCGACCCUGUGGUUAUGCUGAAUUUCUACCCCAACCUCCCUGUGAUAGAGGGGCCAUCAAACUGCGGGGAGUUCAUCUUCCUGGUGGAUAGAUCUGGAAGCAUGACGGAAAAAAUGAACUCCAAUCCUAAUGCCCCGCAGAGAAUCCAGAGCGCCAAAGAGACGCUGAUCCUUUUGUUAAAGAGUUUACCGCUUGGUUGCUACUUUAAUAUCUUUGGUUUUGGAUCCCAUUUUGAAUCUUUCUUUCCGGAGAGCGUGGAGUAUACCCAGCAGUCCAUGGACGCCGCGCUGCAGAAGGUCUCAGAGAUCGACUCCGAUUUUGGAGGAACAGAAAUCUUACAGCCAUUGACCAAAAUCUAUAAAAGCGCUGGGAUAGCAGGGCACCCGCGGCAGCUCUUUGUAUUCACGGAUGGAGAGGUUGGGAACACCACGCAAGUCAUAUCAGAAGUUAGAAGGAAUUCUAAGCAUCACCGGUGCUUCACGUUUGGCAUCGGGGAAGGCGCCUCCACGGCUCUUAUUAAAGGGAUGGCCCUGGCCGGAAACGGCACCUGCAAGCUCAUCACCGGAAGAGACAGAAUGCAGCCCAUGGUUCUCCAGUCCCUAAAACAUUCCCUGCAGCCCACCGUGAAAGACGUCGUCCUGAAAUGGACCCUCCCUGCGGGCCUUGAGGCGUCUCUCCUCUCGAGACCUCCGACAGCAAUUUACCAGGGUCAGCGAUGUAUCAUUUAUGCCCACCUAAAGGGACAGAUGGGUAAAGAGUCCGAGGGCGACGUUUGCCUGGAGUAUAAAUACAAUGAUGACGUUUUCCAAAAUAUUCUUCGGUUUUCCUGCCGCUCUGCAGACGCUGAGAGACCGACCGUCCACAGGCUGGCGGCCAAGGCUCUGAUCUCGGAGCUGGAGAACGGCACAGACUCCGACUCGGAGGAGGCGAAGAAGAGGAUCCUGGAGACCAGCGUCCAGUCCGGAGUCAUCUCCUCGCUCACAGCCUACGUGGCCGUCAAUAAAGACACCAAGAAGCCGGUGGAAGGUCCUCCGAUGCGUCGGGACAUCCCGGCUCCAAGACCCCGUAAUAAACGCAUCAUUAAAAUGGCGUCAUUUAAGGAGUCCCCCGAAGAACUCUUUGAGCUUUGCUGCGACUCAACGCAUGUGACCUUCAUCCCAGAAAGUGCCGCGUGUGACGCGCUGGAGCCCACCGCUCUCCUGAGACUCAUCUCCCUGCAGAACGCGGACGGCUCGUGGAACCCAACCUCGGAACUGCUGACGGCUCUGGGAAUAUCCACGGACUUUCAGGAAACCCUCCCCGAUCCGGUCAUGGAUGUUGCGGUUUGGGCCACGGUGCUCGCUGUGAUCCGGCUCCACGCAUCCCACUCCCCGGACAGAGCGGAGUGGGAGCUCCUGGAGGGGAAGGCGCUGGCGUGGAUCAGACCCAGAGCAGGCACGUCUUUGACCGACCUGAUCACGGCCGGGAACGAGUUGCUGAAAUCUUCAGUGGAUCCCAAAGUUUUUGGCCUUUGAGAGGAUUUCCAUGUAACAAUCGGGGAGCGAUUUAACGAUGGCGCGUUUCCUCCAGAUAGCUUAGGUUUUCCGCAGUUCAGGACGUAUAGGGUGCUGCUUUCCUUCAGCUGACGGACAUACUGCUCAGUAGGGUUGUUUUUUAAUCAAAGUUUAAAAUACAUGACAUAUUACAUUCUGACAUUUUUCUUCCCCGAGUCCUGCACCGGUAUUAGAUUAGAAAAUGUGAACUGCAACAUUUACGUAGCCAAUCAGGAGGAAGUCAGGUGCAUGCUGGUUAAGGGGAUGGAGCGGGAGGCGUUCGAAGCAUACAGGAGAAAUGGUGGAUUAUGUACCAUUAAAAUGAAUUAAAAUUAUCAUUAAUUAA
This is a messenger RNA of Spea bombifrons (plains spadefoot toad), 2647 nucleotides long. RefSeq names its product von Willebrand factor A domain-containing protein 5A-like. The transcript is spliced from 17 exons. The record is from RefSeq and is a predicted model, not a curated record. NCBI's taxonomy places the organism in Eukaryota, Metazoa, Chordata, Amphibia, Anura, Pelobatidae. The coding region runs from base 1 to 2283 and encodes 760 amino acids.